Messenger RNA from Sebastes umbrosus (honeycomb rockfish), 1016 nucleotides. RefSeq lists its product as uncharacterized. The transcript is spliced from 7 exons. Gene Ontology annotation, molecular function: protein serine/threonine kinase activity. NCBI's taxonomy places the organism in Eukaryota, Metazoa, Chordata, Actinopteri, Perciformes, Sebastidae. Gene Ontology annotation, biological process: negative regulation of apoptotic process; protein autophosphorylation; regulation of mitotic cell cycle. Bases 171 to 938 code for a protein of 255 amino acids. The record is from RefSeq and is a predicted model, not a curated record. Gene Ontology annotation, cellular component: cytoplasm.
AGAUUGAAUCAAUCACAAUCAGACUCAACAUCUCGUUGCUCUGAAAGUGGUGUUAGAAACUUCUUAUAAUAUUAUCAUUGACAAAGACUGCAGAGGACACUAACUCUCUCUCUUCUCCAGCUCUUGGAACAAGUUGAGUGUUUUUCUAAUUUGUAGAGCUCCAUAGCAGCAUGUCAGAACUAAGUUCAGCGCCUACAAUGGAUAGGACUAGGUCGUCUAGGAGGCUUCAAAGGAGGACCUGUACUUACACCUCUCAGGACGAUGUCCGUGUGAGGCUAUUGAAGAGGAGAGCCAGAGAAGACGAAGCAGCACUGUCCUCUUCAGUGGACGUUCACAGAGAAAACCUCAUCUUAUCUGCGGAGGAUGAGAGCAAGAGAGGCGGUAAGAGAGAGAAGAAGAGGAGGCCAGACCUGGACCUGACAGAGACCAAGGACGACAAACUGUGCACCCCACAAAAUUUGCCCGCACACGUUCAAAGAGAGCUCCCUAGCACGUCUGAACUAAGUUCAGCGCCUGCAAUGGAUAGGACUAGGUCGACUAGGAGGCUUCAAAGGAGGACCUGUCCUUGCACAGAGACCGUCUUGCAGCACAGGACAAUGGUCUCCGAAAGUGAACACCCAGACACCUCUGAAGAGGAGCUCCGUGAGAGACUGUUGAAGAGGAAAGCCAGAGAAGACGGAGAAGGACCGUCCUCUUCAGUGGAUGUUCACAGAGAAAACCUGACGGAGACCAAGGACAGGACCAAACUCUACUCUGCACAAAAGUUGCCCGUCCACAUGCGAAGAGCUGCAUUCGAGGCCAAAUACAAACAACAGAAGAAGCUCGGCGAAGGAGGGUGUGGAUCUGUGUUUGCUGGCUAUCGCAAAGCAGAUCAUUUGCCUGUUGCCAUCAAACACGUUCCAAGCGAGACUCAGUUCAUCAAACACGUGGUGAGUUAAGAUCUGCUGUAUUCAACACGGCACUCUCUUAUUGGAUGUAUUAUGGAUGAAUCCUGCUUCUCUUCUUUGGAGCUUCUC